Gadus macrocephalus (Pacific cod) is the source of this 1642-nucleotide messenger RNA. It is a transcript of the gene guca1ab.2, whose product is annotated as guanylyl cyclase-activating protein 1. Bases 55 to 753 code for a protein of 232 amino acids. NCBI's taxonomy places the organism in Eukaryota, Metazoa, Chordata, Actinopteri, Gadiformes, Gadidae. The record is from RefSeq and is a predicted model, not a curated record. Gene Ontology annotation, molecular function: calcium sensitive guanylate cyclase activator activity; calcium ion binding. The transcript is spliced from 4 exons. Gene Ontology annotation, cellular component: photoreceptor inner segment; cone photoreceptor outer segment. Gene Ontology annotation, biological process: positive regulation of guanylate cyclase activity; visual perception.
AGAAGAUUACCAAUGUCUUACAAACGCUUCCGGUGAGCUGAUUGGCUGAGGUUGAUGCUUGCAGUCCCAAGUCGUCUACGCUGUCUCUUGUUUACCUCCAUACUUUUUGGGAUUGUCCUGGACGGGACACACAGUGGCCAUUUGUACAUUUUGUGUUCGGGUUUCCUUUUUUUGGAGGAUUGGAGAGUAAACAUGGGAAACACCGAAGGGGCAACACUGGAGGACAUAACCGCCUGCGAGAGUUACCAGUGGUACAGGAAAUUCAUGACAGAGUGCCCGUCUGGACUGCUCACCUACUAUGAAUUCAAGAAGUUCUUUGGCCUGAAGAACCUGUCUGAGUCAUCAGAUGCCUACGCCAGGUCCAUGUUUUCAGCGUUUGACAUGAACAAUGAUGGCUGCAUGGACUUCAUGGAGUACGUUGCCGCUCUUAGCCUGGUGUUGAAGGGAGAGGUCCAGCAGAAGCUCCGUUGGUACUUCAAACUGUAUGACGUCGACGGCAGCGGGUGCAUUAACCGCGAUGAGCUGCUGCUUAUCAUUACGUCUAUCCGCGCCAUCAAUGGAACGCCCAACGAAGUGUCUGCAGAGGACUUCGCAGACAUGGUGUUCGACAAGAUUGACACCAACGGCGACGGUGAGCUGUCCUACGACGAGUUCAUGGGCGGGAUUCAGAAUGACGAGAUGCUGCUGAGAACCCUAACGCACAGUUUAGAUCUCUCCCACAUCGUCCAGAGGAUCCAGGGAGACGUGCCCUAGCUAAUUUGAAUGCCUCAUUGACUCCAAAUAGACUACACAUGUUGGCCUAUAUAGGCAACAUGUAAAAGUGCCAACGUGGGAUAUAUGCAGGAGUGUCUUUAGGACAAGCACAUAGUGCUGGGCUCCAUGAGAAGGAGGAGGAACAUGUGUUAAAACCACUGUCACCUUUUCAUGGUUUUGGGUUGACCAGGGAUGACAAUACAUCCAUCCGCAAAGCGUUCACUAUCGUUUCUUGUUCAAGCAGUAACGUAAACAUUGAAGUGCCUUGCAGUUUCUAGAAUAAUCUCGCCCUCGGUUGAUUUGGUGCAAUAAGUAUGUAAUCCAUGGGAAAAGGCAUUUGAAUGUGCAUCAACCAUCAAGUAUGUCCUAAACUUGACUCUGUAUACUAAGAAAUGUAUACUGUAGUGAAUGAUUUGAAUGUGUCUCAGGUAAGCCGACUAAAGAACACUUAUGUUAAGACUGUAUAAAGAAGAAAUGGGUUUUUCCAUGCUUAUAUGUUGUUUAAAAAAGGAGAGGAUUGCAACAUGUUGCGGUCCAUCAGGCAAAUGUACAAGUAUGCUAAGUGGAAAGUGCAAAUACUAUUGGCUAAACUGACAUGUCCAGACUUGAUGCACUCAGGGUAAGGCCGACAUGAUAACAUCACUGUAGGAUUGUCAGGCUUGCAAUGUUAUUCGAUUUUUUGUAUAGGCCUUCUCCCAACCAAUGCAAUCAACUUAAAUUAUUUAAAUAAUGCAAUUCUUUAUUUAUUAUUAGUUUGAGAAGGUUCAUUUUUGGAGAAAUUGCCUGUUCAAUGGAAAGUGCCAUCAAAUGUAACAAAAUAGGUAUUGAAUGUAGGAUAUCUCUUAUCCAUUAUAUUGCUUGCUCAUUAAACCUGAGCUAUUGAAGCUUU